UGCUAGAAAAAUGCGGGGCUCGUCCUAAAACCUGACGUCAGCAGCACGAGCUUUAAUAACAUCUCCAGUCCCAGUCCGAGACAGUUGUCCUCGCGGAGGAGAUGACAACUAGAAGAAGCAUAAUAAUGCCUGAGACUUGUGCAGUGCAAAAUAUUUUGUUUUUAGAAAAGGAGUAAUUCUGGGUUCAAUGAAUUUAAAAUUCCUAACCAGUGAUGAGCUGGCUCCUGGUGUGGAUUCUUAUAGCAGCUGGGAUUCAAAAGGCCUACUCCCAGACCCAGAAUCCCACUGCCAUGCUGCCCCUAACAGAACCCACAGACCUGGAGCCAUACAACCGGACCCAGUACUGCCACUGGCCCUGUGAGUGUCCCCCGGUCCUCCCCGCCUGCCCCGCAGGAGUGAGCCUGCUCAUGGACGGCUGUGACUGCUGCAAGGCCUGCGCCAGGCAGGUGGGGGAGGAGUGCAACGAGGCAGACACCUGUGACUACCAUAAGGGACUCUACUGCGACUACAGCACGGACAAGCCGAGGUACGAAAAAGGAGUGUGUGCAUAUAUGGUUGGCACAGGCUGCGAGCAUGAUGGUGUGAUCUACCGGAAUGGGCAGAGCUUUAAGCCCAGCUGUAAAUACCAGUGUCUGUGUGUGAACGGGGCCAUCGGGUGCGUGACCCUGUGUACGGACUCCCAGCCCCCCCGGGUGUGGUGCCAGAACCCGAGGAGGGUCAAGAUCCCCGGACGCUGCUGUGAACAGUGGAUCUGUGACGAGCCCAAGAAGGGGAGGAAGACUGCUCCAAGACAUGCAGUGGAGGCUCUUCCUGCUGAGGCUCAGGGCCGGAGCAGGAACUGUGUGAUCCAGACCACCUCCUGGAGUAUCUGUUCUAAGACGUGUGGUCGAGGUCUGUCACUGCGCGUCUCCAACGCCAACGAGAGGUGUGAGAUGGUGAAAGAGUCCCGCCUCUGCAACAUACGGCCCUGUGGGGUGGACAUCACCAAGCACAUCAAGCCAGGGAAGAAGUGUCUGAACAUCUACAGAGAAGAACAGCCAAAAAACUUCACAAUCUCAGGCUGUGUCAGUAAGCAGCCUUACUGGCCUAAAUACUGUGGGGUGUGCAUGGCCACCGACGAUCGCUGCUGCAUUCCCUACAAGUCCAAGACCAUCGACGUGGAGUUUGUGUGUCCCAACGGGGCAGUGUUCACAUGGCAGGUCAUGUGGAUCAACGCCUGCUUCUGUAACCUCAGCUGCAGGAACCCCAACAACAUCUUUGCCGAGCUGGAGAAUUACUAUGGUUACCCUGAGAUCGUGAACUGAGACAUUUCAAUCAUUCGCCGUGAGCUUAUUAAGGGCUCUAUUCAGUCUGGAUCGCUGAAGCGUUGCAGAUUGCACAAUAUAAAUGUACAGGUAAUGUCUGAUUGAGACGACCUAUGCAGUGUUUACGGUGAAUGCAGCCUUCGUUAACAAGAGAACAUUGCCUUUAAAUUUCAAUCAGGCUGUAACACUGAACUUCCGUGAUACGGAGUAGAGCCCUAAACUUCCAUCUACCUACAUUUCGAUCUUCUUUUCCCUUCCUCGAACUGUUUUUUUUUGUCAGAACUCCCGAAAAAUGGUUUUAUUUGACGUUGGUAUACAUAAAGGUAUUCAAUCUGAGGCGCGUUAUAGUGCAGAGCAUCAUACAACAGACAGUCCGCCCUUUGAAGGCAUUUUCCCAGUGUCCGCAGAUGUCAUUCAUGGUAAAUGCUCUGAUUGUCAGCUCAAGCCUAAAUGUCCUUUACAAGCCUGUUAUAGUGUGCUGCUCUAUAUCUUGCAUUGGAUUGAAUCGAUUAGAUUGAAUCUCACCCAAAGUAUAUUUCUUAUAAGGGGAUAUUUAAACGUGAGAAUUUUUUUUCAGAAUAUCUUUAUGGUCUGUAUAGGGUUGCUUUGGGAAUGAGUGUGAAAUAUUUUAGUUUUAAUUUAUUCAAUACUAAAUGAUUGAAAAAAUGUUGCCAUACAGGUAUUUUAUGAAAGUCACAGUAACAAGUUUCACGAAAUCUCGUCCACACUCAUGAAAAGAUUGGUUUGAUCACGUGGCUCUGAAUUGAAUGAUGAGUAAGAGACGGCGUGAGAUGCUACUAUAGAAUGCAUGUACUAUAUACGGUUAAAUAGCCAUCUGUGGAAGUGUGGUGUCAUUCUUACAAGGUCACAUUCUACUUAUGAUCAUUGAAGUAAUCACAACACCAGGACAAAAAGUUAUAGGUUUUUAUUUAUUAAAUAAAUACAAAACUGUUAUGCCAUAUUUAAUGCUUCUCAUCUACAGCAUUAGGCAGUUGUGCAUCUUUAAAAUGCGAUGUAGGCCUGUGUUCUACAAAGCCGGCAAGUGUUGCUGUAGUGCACGUAAAAGUGGGAGGGUUUUUGAUACGUUCUAAGGAGAACUAUCCUCACAUUACAUUAUGUGGAUCUAUCGGCUUGACUCUCUCAAAUCCUUCACAACAAAAUCAUUUUAAGUUAGAGAAGGUUUCCAUGGCACAUCAUCUUUGUUCUGCCGUGCUUGAUUGCAUAGAAAACAUUUACAUACACACACAAAAAAUAUCCAAAAGAUUUAUUUUGCCUGAAGCCAUGAUCUAUUAAUAAAGCAAUAGGAUUCAAAGCUGA
Molecule: messenger RNA, 2621 nt
Organism: Oncorhynchus keta (chum salmon)
Lineage: Eukaryota; Metazoa; Chordata; Actinopteri; Salmoniformes; Salmonidae
Gene: ccn4a
Product: cellular communication network factor 4a
Exons: 5
Coding region: 213-1304 (363 amino acids)
Biological process (GO): signal transduction; cell adhesion
Cellular component (GO): extracellular region; extracellular matrix
Molecular function (GO): integrin binding; heparin binding
Source: RefSeq, a predicted model, not a curated record